GUUCAACGCACUGACGAAAUGACUUCAUUGAUCUACGGAUGCGAUUUCCUUUUGAAGAACAAUGAAGACGAGUCGUUUACUUAUCAUCACGAAGCGAUUGGAAUAGAACGGUACCAGUACAAACCAAUCGCAGCAGAUUCCGUAUAUCCAUUCCUUCUCGUGAAUAUAGGUACAGGAAUCUCAGUACUCAAGGUUGAUUCACCUUCACAAUUCCAACGGGUUGGUGGUAGUUCUAUGGGAGGUGGUGCAUUUAUUGGGCUGGGACACCUUCUGACUUCAGCACAGAGUAAGAUUAAUAAUUUUGAGGAACAAAUUCGAAAAGAAUUCUCACCUUUAAGGUUUCGAUGA
Messenger RNA from Strongylus vulgaris, 348 nucleotides. The record is from the annotation of a GenBank genome assembly. NCBI's taxonomy places the organism in Eukaryota, Metazoa, Nematoda, Chromadorea, Rhabditida, Strongylidae.